UAUUUCUUGAUUUCCUUUGACGGCGACACAAGAUUAGAAAAUGGAUUAAAGGAAUUAUUCUGAGUUCGUCGAUGGCUAUGUUCUGACGUCAUUCUUCCAACUUAUAAGGCGAAACUCUCGUCCAGACAAGUCACUCGAAAAGAGGAUAUCACAGAACACCAAACGUCUCAUUCGUCUGUUAGUUUUGGAAAAUCUUCGUCAUGAAGUUUCACAGCGUGGUCCUAUCUCUGUCGCUGCUGGUCGUUGCAAAACUGAGUCACGGCCUCCCAGCCGCCGUCACGGCCCCUCCUCAGGUGGCCGCUCAGUGUCCCUACACCCCGGGGCCGGUCCCUCUGUUGCUGCCCAACCCCGUCGACUGCGGUUCCUUCUACAUGUGCAGCUGGUAUGGGACAGCCUUUUUGCAGCACUGUCCUCCUGUGCUGCACUUCAAUGCCAAACUGCAGGUGUGUGACUCUCCUGCAAACGCCAACUGUGUCCACAGAACCACAGCUGCUCCUGCCUCCAACACCACUACUGCUGCUCCAACCUCCAAUGGGACAUCAACUGUUCCUGUUUCCAACGUAACCACAGCUGCCCCAACUUCAAAUAUAACUACAGCUGUUCCAAUCAACAAUGCGACUAUAGUUGUUACUUCUCCAGCGUGACCUUAUCUUUUCCAAAAUCCACUGUAACCGUAGCUGCAUCCAGCUGGGCCAUGCAGCUACGAUUAUGCAGUCACUAUCAAGAUGGUUCCUAAUGUGUCAUGCAUUUACUUUGCAAUAAACCUUUUGAAUACAA
Penaeus monodon (black tiger shrimp) is the source of this 777-nucleotide messenger RNA. Its product is annotated as peritrophin-1-like. Gene Ontology annotation, molecular function: chitin binding. The transcript is spliced from 2 exons. Gene Ontology annotation, cellular component: extracellular region. NCBI's taxonomy places the organism in Eukaryota, Metazoa, Arthropoda, Malacostraca, Decapoda, Penaeidae. The coding region runs from base 201 to 644 and encodes 147 amino acids. The record is from RefSeq and is a predicted model, not a curated record.